This is a messenger RNA of Osmia bicornis bicornis, 1140 nucleotides long. RefSeq names its product retinol dehydrogenase 13-like. The record is from RefSeq and is a predicted model, not a curated record. The transcript has 6 exons. NCBI's taxonomy places the organism in Eukaryota, Metazoa, Arthropoda, Insecta, Hymenoptera, Megachilidae. Bases 129 to 1106 code for a protein of 325 amino acids.
AUUCAAUGCAUGUGUACUAUGGUGCACUGAAAUUAUUUGCUGGAUAAAAACACAGUGCAUUCUAACAAUACAUUAUUAAUAUUAUUGCUCAAUACUUUUAACUUCUUGUUUUUUUUGUAUUUGUUAAAAUGAAAUGGACAAUUCCUAAACCUUUUUAUUAUUAUUCAUUCGGCGCCACUAUUAUUGGUGGAGGUUAUUUACUGAAAGACUACUUUUCUGGGGUUCAAUACGAGGGAAAAGAAAGAUUGGAUGGUAAAAUAGCUGUAAUAACUGGAUCAAAUACUGGUAUUGGUAAAGAAGUAGCUCGUGAUUUAGCUAAACGUGGAGCCAAAGUUUUAAUGGCUUGCAGAGAUAUGAAGAAAUGUGAAACUGCACGCAGUGAAAUAGUAUUGGAAACAAAGAAUAAAUAUGUUUACUGUAGGCCAUGUGACUUAGCUUCUCAAGAAAGCAUAAGAGAAUUUGUAAAUCAAUUUAAAAAAGAAUUCAACAGUCUACACAUUCUUAUAAACAAUGCAGGGAUAAUGAGAUGUCCUAAAAGCUAUACCAAAGAAGGAAUUGAAAUGCAGCUUGGUGUAAAUCAUAUGGGACACUUUUUACUAACAAAUUUGUUGUUAGAUGUCUUAAAAAAUUCUGCACCAUCAAGAAUCAUAAAUGUUUCAAGUUCUGCACAUAAACGUGGUAAAAUUAAAUUAAAAGAUUUAAAUAGUACAGAAAACUAUGAUCCUGGAAUGGCAUAUGCACAAAGUAAAUUAGCUAACAUCUUAUUCACAAGAGAGUUAGCAAAUCGCUUAAAAGACACUGGUGUUACAGUUAAUGCUGUUCACCCUGGUAUAGUAAACACAGAGAUAAUGCGACAUAUGGAUAUCUAUCAGAACAGAAUUUGUAGGUACCUUAUACAUGCAAUAUUAUGGAUAUUUGUUAAAACACCUGUUAAAGGAGCACAGCCUGUUCUAUUUGCAGCCAUAGAUCCAUCGUUAAAAGAUGUAACUGGGGCUUAUUUGAACAAUUGCAAAAUGGGAGAUAUUUCUGAUGAAGCAAAGAAUGAUGAAAUUGCAAAAUGGCUGUGGGAAGUUAGUACUAGGUGGACUAAAUUAUAUUCUGUAUAACUUAAUGCAAAUAUAUGAAAAUUUUUGUAAAUAA